GGCAACUUCCCUGAGAGAGAGAGGCUGGCCUUCUUCUGCUGGGGCUCCUCCUCAGAGCAAGAAAGAGCCCGAGGAGGAGGAAGGCAGGCGAGCCUUAGCCCUGCUCCUUCCCCGCUGGGCUCGCCCUCCCCGGCCCUUCCUCGGGGCUCCGGGCUGCCCGCUUCCACAACCAGCCUCACGGGAAGAGAAGGAGGAGAAGGGGCCCCGGGAAAGAGAGCCAGCCUCCUCCCCAGGAAAGGAAGGGUGCUCCUGAGUCCUGAUGGGUUUCUGAUAGUCUUUCACUGAAAAGCUGGGAAGAGCAUGGUUAAACACCAACCUCUACAGUACUACGAGCCACAGUUAUGUUUAUCAUGUCUGACUGGGAUUUAUGGCUGCCGCUGGAAACGAUACCAGCGGUCACAUGAUGACACCACCAAGUGGGAACGCCUCUGGUUCUUAAUCCUCACUUUUUCUUUCUUCUUGACCCUGAUCUGGUUUUAUUUCUGGUGGGAAGUUCACAAUGACUACAAUGAAAUCAACUGGUUUUUAUACAAUAGAAUGGGAUACUGGAGUGACUGGUCCAUUCCAAUCCUUGUUACCACUGCUACUGGCUUCACAUAUAUCACAGUUUUAUUGAUUUUAGCUCUGUGCCACAUAGCAGUAGGACAGCAAAUGAACUUGCACUGGAUCCACAAGAUUGGGUUGGUGACAACUCUGAUAUCAACGGUUGUAACAAUGUGUUCUGUAGCCCAGCUGUGGGACGAUGAGUGGGACAUGGUGGUUAUAUCAUUGCAAGCAACGGCUCCCUUUCUGCAUAUAGGAGCCCUUGUGGUUGUUACAGCUCUCUCUUGGUUGAUAUCUGGUCAGUUUGCAAGAGCAGAGAAAGCCACUUCUCAGAUGCUGACAUUUGGAGCCUACUUUGCAGUUGUCCUUGCGCUUUACCUUAUCCCACUCACCGUCUAUUCCCCUUGCAUAAUGGAGAAGAAAGAUCUUGGACCCAAACCUGCCAUUAUUGGUCACCGUGGAUCCCCCAUGCUGGCACCAGAAAACACUCUGAUGUCCUUUCAGAAGGCGGUGGAGCAGAAAAUCUAUGGAGUACAAGCAGAUGUAGUGAUAAGUUAUGAUGGAAUACCUUUUUUAAUGCAUGACAAGACACUACGGAGGACGACCAAUGUGGAAGAAGUGUUUCCACAACUAGCAUAUGAGCAUUCCUCUAUGUUCAACUGGACAGACUUGGAGUUACUGAAUGCUGGUGAAUGGUUCCUUAAGAGUGAUCCUUUCUGGACUGCUGAUUCCCUCUCCAGUUCUGAUUUUGUGAAAGCUUCCAAUCAGUCCAUCUGCAAAUUGGCCGACAUGCUGGAGACAAUCAAGGGCAAUGCCACCAUCCUCCUCAACCUCCAGGAUUUGCCUCCGGAUCAUCCCUACUACAGUUCAUCCAUCAACAUCACCUUGGAAACGGUCCUCGAAUCAGGCAUCCCUCAGCAGGCAGUAUUGUGGUUGCCCAACUCAGAGCGAAGACUGGUUCAGGAAAUUGCGCCAGGCUUCCAACAGACCUCCAGCGUCAAAGGAGAGGCGCAGCAAUUGAGGGACAGAGGAUUUCAGAAGUUGAACCUGCGGUACACCAAAGUCACCAGUGAGGAUAUCAGAGAAUACGCAGGGGCAAAUUUGAGUGUGAACCUCUACGUUGUGAACGAACCCUGGCUUUACUCAGUCCUUUGGUGCAGCGGGGUCCAGUCUGUCACCUCUGACAAUGUGCACACCCUUAGCAAGAUGUCUUUCCCCAGCUGGUUGAUGACUCCGGAUGAAUACUAUCUCAUUUGGAUAACGUCUGAUCUCAUUUCAUUUAUCAUAAUCGCAGGAGUGUUUAUAUUCCAGAACUAUCACAUGAUCAGGUGGCGCAUGGGAAGCAUCCGCACAUACAAUCCUGAGCAGAUCAUGCUCAGUGCCGCUGUCCGAAGGUCCAGCCGAGACGUCAACAUCAUGAAAGAGAAACUCAUCUUUUCAGAAAUCAACAGCGGAGGAGAAAUGGCGGAUGAGCUUUCGCUUUGCUCUGAGAACGGCUAUGCCAAUGAGGUUGUUACGCCCAUGGAUCAUCGAGAAGUGAAGCUCCGCAUUGACUGAGGGUGCUGGGUGGACAGGGACUAGUGGUCUCCAUAAACCUACCCCGAAAUCCCCCCACCCCUUGGUGCAAACGGCUCUUCCAUGCGCUGUCUGGGACUGGACUCCCUUCCACCAAACUCUUAAUGCAAUGGACUUUGUGAGGAUGGCCUGGUGCCUCUCCAGAAACUGAAGCUGGACUGGGUUUCUUCAGAACACUUUUUUCUUUUGUAAAUACAUCCCCUUUUUUGUGCCCCUUUUCUUGCAUGGGAGGGUGAGGGGGGGUGGGGAACAGGCCUGUUUAUGAGGAGAAAACUAGAGACCUGAUGUGGUGCCACCUGGCAGGGCCAGCUAGGAGUCUCAGGCAUCGUGGCAAGCCGGUGGUGAAACAAACCCCAUUGUCUUCUCUCCUCCUCUCCCUGGUGCAGCGAUUCUUUAGCUGAACUUAUUUAAAUAUGGAUGUUGUGAAA
This is a messenger RNA of Sceloporus undulatus (fence lizard), 2546 nucleotides long. RefSeq names its product glycerophosphodiester phosphodiesterase domain containing 5 (gene GDPD5). Gene Ontology annotation, cellular component: plasma membrane. Gene Ontology annotation, biological process: lipid metabolic process; positive regulation of neuron differentiation. Lineage: Eukaryota; Metazoa; Chordata; Lepidosauria; Squamata; Phrynosomatidae. Bases 301 to 2100 code for a protein of 599 amino acids. The record is from RefSeq and is a predicted model, not a curated record. The transcript has 17 exons. Gene Ontology annotation, molecular function: glycerophosphodiester phosphodiesterase activity.